AUGCCCCCACCGGUUUGUUCCAAGUGUCGCUUCUCCCUUGCCAUAGAGGGCGAUUUGUGGUGCCUGGGCUGCGCUGGCUGGGAAGCCAUUGGACGCGAGCUCGGAGGACAUUGGGACAUAGGUGGAGCCAAAGUUUUGGCCAACGACCUUGUGCUAAAUUGCUCUAGGCAAGUGAGAGCUCUACGUUCCUUGGGGGCAGGUAUCUCUACCGGGGGGGGCAGAUCAGUUGAAGCUGGCCAAAGCCGUGCUUCUGUAGCACCUCCACCACCAGCUCCUGGCCGAGACCAAGGUGACAGGGACACCCGAACUAGGAGUGAACUUCCUCGACAACGUGCCACCUUUAACUUGCCUCGACCUCCUUCCCCACCUCGAAGGGCAAAAGAAGAGCAGGUGACAGAACCUUUGAGUGAAGAAGAGGAGGAGGAAGAAGAGGAGGACGAGGAAGGCGACGAUCCUGAGGUGAGAGGCGAUCACACCGUUCAGCUGGCCACAGCCGUGCUGAGCGAAGUCGAUCACGAAGAAGAGACCGAACCAGAGGUUCUCACACACGUCAAUCGAAGCCACGGAGGAGAACCAAAAGAGCUGGGAGGAAACAUCAACGACUCAAACGCCUGGCAGAGGAUCCUUUGUUGCGAGUCCAUCGAAAAGCUGGACCAGGCUUGGAGCGCCCUUUCACCCGCGCGCGGCCAGAUUUUAGAGGUUGCGCUGGGGCAAAGCAAUUUCCACGAGGCGCCGGCCGUUUGGGCCGCCUUUGUGAUUGUACGAGUGUCCACCCUUUUAGAUGGAUCACUAGUUCUGGAAUGCCGUUUCCUGGGGUCCGAAGAUACUUCAGUGGAUGGCCGUCUGGACACCGAUUUCAACACAGAAGGGAAUUCAAUUCACCUUUGCUUGUCGCGGCCUUGUUUAGAUAUUUCAGAAGGCGAGCCGGACCUCGCGGACUUUUUGCAUGCAACCAGAGUGCGUUUGUGGAGCGCGUCACGUUUUGUGGAGGUUUGCCCUUACCUUUCGGAUGCUCAGAAAAAGAAUGUGAACAAGUUUUUGAAGAGCUCUACAGAAAAACCAAAGGCUCCCAGGACUCCUCGUGCCAAAGCAGCUACCGCAAAAACUGCACCAAAAGAAAAGAAAGACAGAGGCAAGCCUGGAGAAACUGGAGGAAAAGCCGCCCCUCGCCGCAAGCCUGCCCUUCGCACUCCCAAAGAGACAGAACCUGGGGACCCAGAUAUCCGGGCAUCCAAAGAGGAGCUGCGGCAGAAGUUGAAGGCUUUGCGGGUCAGACUUCAGGGCGAUGGGAAGGAAGAAGAUCAGGAGUAUUCUCCGGGAACCUUGGUCGACGAGGAGCAGAAGGAUGGGCUAGAUGUAGACAGCUCAGACUCUGUGCAGGCAGAUGGCCUGACGACAGGAGCCAACUUGGAUCCUCUUUCUCCAGAGCUGGCGAAAGCCGUUGCUCGGAAGGACAAACUCCGCCGCUCUCGACGUCAUACAGGCGGGGAAGAUGCGCUCGCCCUGGUGGAUACAAAAGACACCACUUCGAAAAGCUUGAGCGGCCAACUGGUCCAGAAAGCUCUGGAAGUGACUCGUCAGAGGAAAGCAAAGAGCUCGUCCAAGAAGAAGAAGAAGGUGUCAGGGAAGACGGAUAUGGAGCGGCUUUCCAAUGUCCUGGUCAAGGCAUUGCAGAAAGCCAGUGGGGUAACCCCCAAGGAGACCGAGGCCACCAAGAAGAAGAAGAAGCGCAAACGCAGAAUGUUGAGGGAUGGAACGAUAGUGACCUCAAGCGCCAGCUCAGGAGCUUCCUCGGGGGCGGAGACAGAAGAGCCCUCAAGCGACGAGGACCUGCAAGCACCGCUCAGAAAGAAAUCCAGGGACCGCCCAGGAAGCGUUUUGCAGCUCCUGGUGGCCCACAUCAGGGACCAGUUGGACCAAAGCGCCCUGACAGAGACCGGCCAGGCUUCAGCCGUGGUGACUGGGGGUGUGAAGGUCAUGACCUACUUCAACAUCCAUGUCAAGGGCGCCUAUCCUCAACACCUUCGAGAGUUGAGGGAGAUGUUUCAUUUGGCCUCAUGCAUAGAUGCUAUUCGAUCUGGGGACGUAGCUCGCUGCGCAGACGGCUUAGCAGCGCGGUUCAUAGCUCUACAUCAGCCCUUAGUGGACGGAAAUUGGGGAACAGCUCGUCACUUGGAGCUGCAUGCUAUGGAAGACGUGACCGCUGCCAGCCCGUCCGCCAUUUUGGCGACGCGGCGACAUGCGAAACUGGUUUCAAAAAUGCAGGGCUACCCCUCCAGCUCCUGGGUUCCGGGAGCCGGCCGCGGCCGUGGAGGAAAGGGCAAGAACGAGUGGAGCUACGGCGACACCAGAGGCGAAGCAAAAGGAGAAGGCAAGACAAAGAACAAAGGAAAGAAGGGCAAAGGACGCUGGGACAAUCGCCCCAACUGGGACACUCCCCGCAGCAAAGACUGGGAGAAGAACAAAGAGAAGCCAGAG
Molecule: messenger RNA, 2478 nt
Organism: Cladocopium goreaui
Lineage: Eukaryota; Dinophyceae; Suessiales; Symbiodiniaceae
Source: the annotation of a GenBank genome assembly